This is a messenger RNA of Mycena indigotica, 2595 nucleotides long. Its product is annotated as putative chitin synthase. Bases 1 to 2595 code for a protein of 864 amino acids. The transcript has 12 exons. The record is from RefSeq and is a predicted model, not a curated record. NCBI's taxonomy places the organism in Eukaryota, Fungi, Basidiomycota, Agaricomycetes, Agaricales, Mycenaceae.
AUGACUCGUCGGUCGGGAAGCUGGAAACACUUCCUUUCAUUCUCAAUCCUACUUUCUUUCGGUCCAGGUAGUGCCAACGCCCAGAAUGGGACGUGCAUCUCGUCUCCGCAAAGCGCUUGCACGUCGUUGGUGGGCAUCUGCGUGAGCAAGAUUGCGACUGGACAGCUCGCAAAGAACAACUUCUGGAGCGCUCCAGAGUGCUUUGCCGCUGCCACAUGUGCUGGCUCGGCGGCAGUCAUCGACGCGGCCUGUUGCGCGGGCACUUGCGUUACGCUUGCCAGCAUCAACAGUCUCGACUACAACAAGGUUUACGCCCCCAUGGUCGGCUCCUGCGCAUUCGCUCCAAAUGGCUGCCCUGUGACUUGGACUGACUUCGUCAACUACUUCUACAACACCAUCCAGACAACAAACACGAAUAACUGGCCGAUCUCCGGUAAUGACGUCCUCGCGUGGUGGGCGGAUAUCGCGACGUGGACUGGGGUAUGUCCCAUGGCGAGUUCCCAACUAAUGCUCACAUAUGCAUGUGGUCUAGUUUUGCUCAGGCACUCUCUGCGUCAACGGACAAAUUCCGUACCUCAAUUUGAACGACUGGCUGCACUUCUCCACAUAGACCGGGACAACAAUACCGACUUGUGGGACCCUGUCCCCAAUGGCCCGUGCCCGUUCAACAACGCUUCUCUGUGCUUCGACGAUAACACUCCACAGGAGCCACCAGACCCAACUGAAGCUCCGCUCCAGACGAGGCAGGCAGAUCAAACUCCGCGUCGCCUCGCAGCCUUCAAGAUCGUCCCCAAACCUGGUCUAACAGCACUGUCGCUCAACAAGCCCGGCACUCCCCUACCACGAUACUUCCCACCCAACACCCCGCCGCCGGUAUACAUAUCCAAUGGGACGGAGAAAGUUCAGAUCCCGCUCAACCUCACUGGCGGGACUAUCGAGAAGCGCAACUAUUCACUUGUCGAGCGCACUCCCCUCUUCGACGACGUCUUCAUGGACCUGGAGAAACGCCCAGCCGUACGGUCUGACGUGUGUAGGGGCCCGGUUGACACGCCCAGCCGACUACCCGUGCUCACAUAUUACUGCGACUACUUGCCAAACAUCUGUGCGAGUAUUCGCGGCUCCGGGUUUCUUACCAACGAUGCUGUUGUGUUGACCUACGACCCGUUCAGCACGAGCAGUCGACGGAACAGCGUCUCUUGUGACGAGUUCCCCUUCAAAUGCACACUUGAAGGCGGCAAGGCGAAUGGCGCGAUCGUGACUGCUGUCCCUGAGAAAGAGCAGCAGUACCAGGGGACGCUAAACACUGCUCUCUCCAAACUUCGCCGUGUUCCAAACGAUGCCCGCACAGAAUGGUCGAGACCGGGUAAGCUCAAGGGCAAGUGGGCCGGCCAGUGCCACAAGUUUACCCUCAAGCUGGUCGACACCCGUCCCGCCACCGCUGGCCCACUUGCUGUCGGCUCGCUGUACUCCGGCAGUGCCUGGCUUAAUGGCCAAGAUCAAGACCACACUGAAAUUCUCGAAGACGAGCGAGGGAGGCCGCCUCCGCUUCCCCGCGCGCCGUAUGACUAUCCUAGCGACGCUAUUGCGCUCCAGCCAACGAACAGCUACAACUCAUUUGACUGUCGUCCAUGCACAAUUGGCAGUGUCAACCCUGUACCGGCCCCAGCAGCGGUGAACGUUACCCGUACCACGAAGCCGCGUGAGGUCGAGGAAGAUGUGAUUGUUCCGCGUGCCGCAACCUGCACCAAGUCGAAGCCCACGAGCACGCCUACACCAAGCUCGGAUGCUCAAACAAAUGCGGCUGAAGCUGUGGCGGCCGCUGCUGCUGCUAAAGCUGCUUUGAGCGCUUUGAGUGGAACGAGUCCAGCCAUAUCAUCAGCAGCCUCUGCGGCUGUUCAGGCUGCUCAAGACGUUAACACUGCUGCUGCCGCUGCCGCUGCUGCUGCUGUGGCGAAUAACCCUGCAGCAAUGGCAUCGACUAUCGGUGCAACCAUCAUCGCACAGAAUGUCCUUCAGUCAACCAUUGCUUCGCUGACGGACAUCUUCGGCACGGGAACCAUUCCGGCUUCAGUCGCGUCAAUCAUCUCCUCUGUCAGCACCGUCGCAUCCGAUGCCUCCUCGAUCCUCACUGACACCUGGAAUCAAAAACCGGCGCAAUCCAAUCCUGUUCCGCCCGAUGGUGAUCCAUCGAAGAGCCCCACAACCAACUCCGCUGGGGGCUCCAACGUUGCACCGGCCGCAUGUUUCGGACCCGGCAGCUCCGGCUCGCUCACGAUCAACGGCAACUUCUUCUUCCACUCGACUGGGACAGCCACCGAGAAGGCAAGCAUCGCUGAUGCGGGGAACAAGGCGUAUUUCGGACUGAACCUUGCCAACGACGGGCAGUACCACCUCACGUCGCUCUGCUCGGGGGUGUAUGGCUGGGACACCGGCACGAGCCCGAGCUUCCAGGUCGGCUGCUCGUCGAAGGAGUUCGGCUCGUAUUGGAACACGGUCAAGCAGACGUGCUACGCCGUGCCGCAGGGCGACAACACGUUCGGGAUAAGUAUUGGGCUGCAGGCACAGGUCACGGCCGUGUCUUUUACUUGGUCUUGA